CUCUGAUCGAUGCCCACAUGUUGAUGCCGUGCUCACGUCUCCCGUGCUCAUCGUGGACCCUUCCCAGGCUGGGGUGCCUGAGUUUGUCUGCCGGCUGCGCUUUGUGCUGCAAGGAGAGGGGGUGUUCAUCUCUGGGAACGCAGGAGCUGGCUUUAUAAAGUCACCGCUGUCUCAAAAGAGACUGACGCAGGACAGCGUGGAGUUGUACUGCGAGGCGAUUGGCAAUCCCAUCCCCGAGAUCCAGUGGUGGUUCGAGGGGGACGAGCCCAAUGAGACCCAUGCUCAGCUCUGGGAUGGCGCACGGCAGGACCGUGUCAAAAUCAACGCCACCUACAACCUGCACUCCACCAGCACCAUCUCCAUCGCAAACCUCACGAGUGACGACUCGGGCAUGUAUGAGUGCCGGGCCAGCAACGACCCCGACCGCAACCACUUGUCGAAGAGCCCCAAAGUCAAGUGGAUCCGUUCCCAGGCGAACAUUUUUGUCAUCGAACGUCCAGACAUCAGAUCUCACGUGAGUUUCGAAUCUGGCAAGCUGGUGCUCAGCUGUAACAUGAGCGUGUCGCACCUUGCCAUCGAGGGCCACGAGUGGGUGCAUGGGGACAAGACCCUGCAGACGGACACGGAGUCGACUACGUUCACCAGCUACACAAUUGAGGGGAAGAUGGAGGAGCACUCUGGCGUCUACGAGUGCGUCUACAAAACGAGCCCGAUGAUAAAAGGACAAGUGAAUAUUUCAGUUCCACCGCAAGUGAUGGCGUACAAGAAGUCUGAGCACGGGAAUGAGGGGGACACGGGCGUGCUGACCUGCAAGAAUCCCUCUUUCCCCCCUGUCAUCACUUGGGCCUGGUACAAGAACGGGCAGGAGGCCAUCGUCAACGGCUCGGGGCGGUACAUCAUCAAAUCUGGGGACAACAAGACGGAGCUGCGCAUCCUGAAGCUGAACACGGAGGAGGACGCGGGUGACUACCACUGCAACGCCACCAACUCCUUCGGCCUGGGCAGCGCCACCGUCAACCUGCGCGUGCGCAGCCGCCUGGCCGCGCUCUGGCCCUUCCUGGGCAUCGUGGCUGAGGUCCUCGUGCUUGUCACCAUCAUCUUCAUCUACGAGAAGAGGAGGAAGCCAGAUGAGGUUCUCGAUGAUGAUGAUGGAGGUUCUGCACCUCUGAAAAGCAACGCCAGCAACCACAAGGACAAGAAUGUCCGCCAGAGAAACGCCAACUGAGCGGGGCCGGGUGAUGCGUAGAUGAAGAAUUCGUCUGGACAAUUUUGUUUUCUUCUAAUUUUUUUUUUGGUAAAAUAGCACCAUGGAAUAUUCUAGUGUGUCCUUGCGAUUCAGUUACUUCACUUUCUAAAGAAACUUUAAGUUGUAGAAUCUAAAAUACACUUCUUUUUUUUUUAAAGAGUUGUGGGAGGGUUUUUCUACCUGUAAAUGUAAGCCCCUUGUCUCUGAUAGUCUAGGUCACUGGCUAUCUCUGUCCUCGGUGUCUUU
Mesitornis unicolor (brown roatelo) is the source of this 1492-nucleotide messenger RNA. It is a transcript of the gene BSG, whose product is annotated as basigin (Ok blood group). The transcript has 9 exons. Gene Ontology annotation, molecular function: cell-cell adhesion mediator activity. The record is from RefSeq and is a predicted model, not a curated record. Gene Ontology annotation, biological process: dendrite self-avoidance; axon guidance; homophilic cell-cell adhesion. The annotation marks the transcript as partial. Lineage: Eukaryota; Metazoa; Chordata; Aves; Mesitornithiformes; Mesitornithidae. Gene Ontology annotation, cellular component: plasma membrane; axon.